Effrenium voratum is the source of this 2441-nucleotide messenger RNA. NCBI's taxonomy places the organism in Eukaryota, Dinophyceae, Suessiales, Symbiodiniaceae. The record is from the annotation of a GenBank genome assembly.
CAAGGGUGCCAAGCUUGGCCCCUUCGGGAUGGAAAGCAAGACCAAUGGCGCUGCAAGCUCUAUCUUCGGGCUUGGGAUCUGUCAAAAAGGCAGCGAACCGAGUCGCUCAGAGAGAGAGCCCCUUGGAGAAGAACCUCCGAGAGGCCACCUCCAACCAGAACUGGGGCGUGCCGAACAGCCAGCUGCAUGACAUCGCAAGGGCAUCCUUCGAUUUCCAGGAGUAUGGAGCCAUCGUCACGGAACUUUGGGCCGGCUUGCAGGAGUCCAAGAGUAGAUGGCGGCGAGUACUGAAAACUUUGAACUUGUUGGAGUUCUUGAUCAAAAAUGGCAGCGAACGCAUCAUUGACGAAGUGCGCCGCGACCAGUACAAGGUUCGGCCUCUCAUGGAUUUCAAUUAUUCAGAGGAUGGAAAAGACAAAGGCGCUGCCGUGCGAGAGAAGGCCAAAGCUGUCCUUGAACUGGUCAGCGACAAUGACUUGCUCCGCUCAGAGCGCGAGAAGGCUCGCACGCACCGGGAGAAGUUCAUGGGCAUGUCAUCAGUGGAUAGCAGCAGCUACUCUGGUGGCUACGGCGGUGGGGGCAGCUAUGGAGGUGGGGGCAGCUACGGCGGCAAGGACAGCUACGGCGGCAAGGACAGCUACGGUGGCAAGGAUAGCUACAGCGGCCGAGACAGCUACUCUGGGGCUGGCUAUGGUGACAAGCCGUAUGACCCCUACGUAGGCAACAAGAAGUUUGAGGAAGCACGCAGAAGACGAGAAGAGGACGAGCGAGAUCGGGACCGACGAGAUCGGGAUGACGACCGCGACCUGCGCCGCCGCGAGGACAGGGACUAUGACCGUCGAGAUGACAGGGAUGAUCGGCUGCGUGAUGAUAGAGACGACAGGGAGAGUCGACGCCGUGAUGAUCGAGAUGAUAGGCGAGAUGACCGGCGCCGCGACGAGCGUUCCCGGAGGGAUCGCGAUGACCGAGAGGAGAGGGAGAGGGACACUCGCAAAGCCGAGCCACAGGCGAACUUGUUGGACAUGGGAGAUUCCCCGAAGCCAUCAGCUCCCCAGGGAGCUCAGGGAGCUCAGGGAUGGGGUGCAUUCGAGACUGGCAACGACUUCGCGGACUUCACCUCGGCUGCACCUGCAGCGACGGAUGGCUUCGGAGACUUCGUGGGAACGCAGGCGGCCACUCAGGGCGACAUGUUCGGCAAUGUCCAGUUCCAGGCAGCUGCUCCGGCCGCGGCCGCGGCCGCCCCGGCCGCCCCGGCCGCCCCGGCCGCCCCUGCGUCAAUGCCUGACCUGUUCGCCGGAGAGGCGAACUUUCAGGGGGGGGGCCUGCGGUGGCGGCUGCGGCGGAGGCUGCGGCUGCGGCGGCGGCUGCGGCGCAGGCUGCGGCGGAGGCUGCGGUGGAUGUAGCGGCUGCGGAGGCUGCGGAGGAUGCGGAGGAUGCGGAGCAUGUGGAAGCUGCGGCGGCUGUGGAAGCUGUGGAGGGUGCGGAGGCUGCGGAGGCUGCGGAGGCUGCGGAGGCUGCGGAGGCUUCGGCUGCGGAGGCUGCGGCUGUGGAGAGGGAUGUGGAGGUGGCGGAUGCGGUGGGUGGACGGGAGCAAGCUCGACGGCCGCAAGUGUGGACACCAGCGGGUCUUUCCUGGAUGGCAUCUCCAGCAAACUUUUGGACCUGAAUCUGAGCUCCGACUCCCAAGCGUCCCAGUCAAGCUCCAAGCCCAUGGGAGGUGGCGCGGGAUCUAUGGGCGUGGGUGCGCCUGGAGGCAUGGGAGGCAUGGGUGGCAUGGGUGUGUGCGGAUGCGGAGGUUGUGGAGGUUGCGCAGGUUGCGCAGGUUGUGGCUGUGGUGGUUGUGGCUGUGGUGGCGGCUGUGGCUGUGGCGGCUGUGGCGGCUGUGGCGGCUGUGGCGGCUGUGGCGGCUGUGGCGGCUGUGGCGGCUGCGGCUGCAGUGCAUGCUGCGGUGGAUGCGGCUGCGGAUGUGGCGGCAUGGGCCAAAUGGGUCAGAUGGGCCAAAUGGGUCAAAUGGGCCACAUGGGUCAGAUGGGUCAAUGGGCCAAAUGGGCCAAAUGGGGAUGGGCCAAAUGGGCAUGAAGUGAGAGUGAUUCCCGGAGUGCUCAGCCUUUCCAAGUGGACCCUGCGUGCUGACACGGGGCAAUGUGUGGAGUCUGGAUGAGUUGAUGUGGAGGUAGUGUGACUCCGGCGCAGUGGGGUCAUCACCGCAGAUUCUUCAGUUGUUUGCAAGAUGAAGGUUUGUGUUCCGACCCUACUCAUUCUUCUGUGUUUUGUGUAUGCGCAAACGGGCACCAACUUGGAGGUGGAGUGACUGAGCUCUAUGUGCCACCGGUUGAUUUGGCACCGUCACGUGACAGAAGUGCACAAGGUAACACAAAUGUUCACCCCUUCGGUUCAGAAGGGAAAGGCAGCUUUUGAGCCAAUUCACAGCCGGAUGAGCA